Messenger RNA from Phanerochaete carnosa HHB-10118-sp, 2436 nucleotides. RefSeq lists its product as uncharacterized. The coding region runs from base 982 to 1302 and encodes 106 amino acids. The record is from RefSeq and is a predicted model, not a curated record. NCBI's taxonomy places the organism in Eukaryota, Fungi, Basidiomycota, Agaricomycetes, Polyporales, Phanerochaetaceae. The transcript has 8 exons.
CCGUCAUCGAGACCUCUCUAGGAUUCCCUCUACAUGUUCCGUCUCCUGCGCCGCAGACCUCGCAAGACCCCACGCUUUGAGGCAUCAUCUUCUAGCAGGAGUCUCCCACUCCAAGGUUGCUCGAGGUUACCAAAGCAUGAGACGUAGUGCCACUGAAAGAAGACAUAUAUUUUCUGGAGGAACCUUUGCUAUUGAACAGGCGGGGUCAUGACUUGGCUGAAUUGCCCUCACGCGACACUCUUUCGUCUUCACGAGAGUAUAUAGUGUGCCUGUGUCAGUAUCGCAUAAUGGUCUGUCCUGCCAGUGGACAUCGGCAAGCCCAAAGACGUCCACAACACGACCUCAUUCACGCCCAUGACCCCCGAUCGCCAGCAAUACUCCAGAACUACGUGCAAUCGAACCAGUUCACGCCCAUCGGCCAGCUAUCGAGUCUUAAAGAAUAUCUUGGCGAGCUCGAUCGGCGAGGGCGCAGUACCACGCGUCGCGGACGGAGGGGAUGAAGAAGCUGCGGUCCUUGAACAAGAAGCAGAAGACGAUUCGCUCGCUGCGAGGGAUGAGUCGGCGCUGCGGCUGGUGGAGGCGUUGUCGGGGCUGAUUUGCAGCCUGGUCGAGGUUCACUUGUAUGCCGAGUCUUCGAACCUCCGCACCUUGUUCAGAUCGUCGUAGAUGCUGCUACGCGUCGCUCAGAGUUCGAACUGAGGGCCUGAACUCGAUAGAGAUCAAGUACAAGCUGACGAGCUGGAAGCGAGUGAUAAUCGCGCGGUUCAGGAAUGCCACCACUGCAUUGCGUGUCUUGCUCUGUGAGCUUGGGUGACGGGCGGACAUCGAGACGCGGGUGAUCAAGCGUGCGCGCUGUAUCAGUAAAUAAAGCCUGUGUCGUCAAGACGCUCGCCACUCGGGCAACGGCCCUCUGCGAACACACUCAAGCGCGGACCCGGGUCUGCAGGCAGAAAGCCAUCCGACCUUGCGGGGGGUGGCACGAUGCGGGAUUUCGUCGCUAACCCGACGUUCCUCCCCUAUCCACCACCGAGUCUCGCUCUCGACUACUCGCUUCUGCCGAAGGUUUACAUCCACGGCGAUGCACCGAGCCUAUCGACCACAGAGCACCCCCGUAGACUCGAGCCUGUCUCGCAUGUCACCGACGAGCCAGAACCAUCUGACGGCGAGGGUACGUUGCUGAGGCUAGUUAUCAAGGUCAGAGCGACGUGUGUUCGUGAGGAUGAUGAUAGUGACGGCGGUAUGAACGAGCCUGAGCAGAAGAAACGCAGGGCUUGCGACGGUCGCUUUGCUAAUGAAGUCUAGAGCCUUUACUCAGACAACGUGAUAAGUUAUUCUCCAUGCGUUUAUGCGGCUACUGCAAAGUGAUUUUAGUAUUGUUACAGUUUUGUGUUCUCUUCCAUCAUUGGCGAAUGAGCUGCGAGAUAUUUUGAAGAUAUCAGAGUUUAGCGAAGCGGGCGAAGUGUCGGAAGGCACCUCUUCCCAGGCCAUCGCCGCUUCUAGUCAAACUAUGAUUAUCUGCACCGUUUUCGCCUCUCAUUUGAACUGCACGACUCGAAUUUCAGGCUGAGUCCGCAGUCAAGAAGGAUGGUAUUAUGUCGCACUCGCCGAAUAACAUGAGCUCAUUCGGGUUGGCUUCUCCUUAAGCAUAGUGUCCCUUCUGGCUCGCCAGCAUCUGCCAGCCCCAGCGCGCCGUGCGGGGAAAGAACCCACCCGCGAUGAUAUCUCGGACUGCACAGGACAUACCUGCGGUUCUGCGUUGACGAUGAAGACAAAAAUAGUGUAGGAUGCCCCGGCAAGCAUGGACGGAUUGAAUGCACGCCCGAAGCACCCCAGAGGUAUACAUCCCGAGUGGAGGUUGUGUCGAGCAGGAUCGUCUCUUCAGGGUAUACAUUCUGAUGCAUGGAAUGCUGCCCUCGGUGUCUGUAGCGGAGUGUCGGUAGCAUGUUCCGUGAGAUGGGAUGCUGGGGAACGUCCGGAAGAGACGCAGGAGGCGAUCGUCUGGCUCGGCUUGCAACGCCACAAAAAAGCGACAUAUCCGCUCACGGUGUCAUCCUCGGUAUCUGCACCACAUGCUGCACAACACAUGGUACAUACGAGAUCUUGGGACCCCGAAAGGAAGCGCCGGAAUGCUGCCUGCCGUACGGGCACGUCCUGCCUCGGCUGCUUUCAUUAUAUGCCUCAGUAGCAGGUCCGCUUCAUGAAGGAAUGAUUAGCCUACAUGACCCUAUAAAACAAGACAGCUUUUCAUUGUACAGCUCAGUCGCCUGCUGGCCCAGCGCAGAACUUUAACCUUAUGAGCUUCUGUAUCCUGAAACCAUGACCGAAGGAUGUAUCAGUAGCCAUAUAAACGUUACGGUAGGGUAGACUCACAUACAGGCUUCCCACCGCUCUCCUGUUCCUCUACCCACUAUGGACACACUCGCUGCCCAGAGCGCC